This is a messenger RNA of Cryptomeria japonica (Japanese cedar), 968 nucleotides long. Its product is annotated as cytochrome P450 734A2-like. The transcript has 3 exons. The record is from RefSeq and is a predicted model, not a curated record. The coding region runs from base 81 to 968 and encodes 295 amino acids. Gene Ontology annotation, molecular function: iron ion binding; oxidoreductase activity, acting on paired donors, with incorporation or reduction of molecular oxygen; monooxygenase activity. NCBI's taxonomy places the organism in Eukaryota, Viridiplantae, Streptophyta, Pinopsida, Cupressales, Cupressaceae.
UCCUACACUGGGUAGACAGUUAAAGCAAAUCUGAAGCUUUCAGAACCAAAUAAUUACUGGGUAUUGGCCACAUCUGGAAUAUGGAGUGGGUAUUUUGGGGUUUGGCGGCUGUUUGUGCUGGUUUAGUUUGGUUUCUGCUCAAAAUUGCAACAACGAUAUGGUGGAAGCCUCUGCAACUGAAAAAGUACUUUGAAGCCCAAGGAAUAAGGGGCCCUCCAUACAGACUAUUCUAUGAGAAUUCUACAGAUAUAACUAGAAUGAUCGAUGAGCAGAAAUCCAAACCCAUGCCACUCUCACAUGACAUACUCCCUCGAGUUCUUCCCCAUUUACAUCAGUGGGCCAAAACCUACGGUCAGGAUUUUAUUUUCUGGUUUGGGCCGAAUCCCAGGUUGGUUGUUCCCCACCCUGAGCUUAUUAAAGAGAUAUUGUCCACUAAAUUUGGCAACUAUCCAAAGCCUCCAGAUAAUCCCCUUUCAAGACAAUUGGUUGGACAGGGACUUGUGGGGUUGAAAGGUGAGAAAUGGGCUCAGCACAGAAGAUUCAUCAAUCCUGCUUUCCAUAUGGAUUUGUUGAAGGUGGGAAUGAUCAUAAAUGAGGCCUUGAGACUUUAUCCACCUGCAGUGUUCCUCUUGCGACAGGCAUGUGAGCCAAUGAAACUUGUGCUUCCGAUCCUUGCAUUCCACCAUGAUCCUGCUUUGUGGGGAAAUAAUGCCAAUGAUUUUGACCCAGGGCGAUUUAGCGAAGGAAUUGCAAAGGCUACAAAACAUCCAAUGGCAUUCAUGCCCUUUGGAUUAGGUCCAACAAUCUGUGUGGGUCAGAAUUUUGCCUUGUUGGAAGCAAAAUUAGUGCUGGCUAUGAUUCUGCAAAAGUUUUCUUUUGUCACUUCACCUUCUUAUACUCAUGCUCCUUUGCAAUUUCUCACUCUACGACCUCAAUACGGAGCUCAGGUUAUCUUCCACGUAGACUAA